GGAGGGAGACCGGGAGGGAUAUAAAGUUCGCCUCGACUCCUCCCGGAGGGAGACCGGGAGGGAUAUAAAGUUCUCCUCGACUCCCCCCGGAGGAGACCGGGAGGGAUAUAAAGUUCGCCUCGACUCCUCCCGGAGGGAGACCGGGAGGGAUAUAAAGUUCUCCUCGACUCCCCCCGGAGGAGACCGGGAGGGAUAUAAAGUUCGCCUCGACUCCCCCCGGAGGAGACCGGGAGGGAUAUAAAGUUCUCCUCGACUCCCCCCGGAGGAGACCGGGAGGGAUAUAAAGUUCGCCUCGACUCCUCCCGGAGGGAGACCAGGAGGGAUAUAAAGUUCUCCUCGACUCCCCCCGGAGGAGACCGGGAGGGAUAUAAAGUUCGCCUCGACUCCCCCCGGAGGGAGACCAGGAGGGAUAUAAAGUUCGCCUCGACUCCUCCCGGAGGGAGACAUCCGUCCCGCGGUGGGUGGAUUUGACCCACGACUUGAUGACGAAUAAGCAAGCGGCGAAUGUGCGGUUGGCGAACGCGGCCGCCCGCUGUCCGCGAAGACGAAUGUCGCCGCGCCGAACGAGGGCGACGCGUUUACCUUCACCAUAACAACCGGGCACGCGCACGUCGGCGCAAUUUUCAUGAAGUUUAAAAUCAUUUUUUAGUAUAUAUCUCUCUCUCUAAACGAAUGCGAGCGUAGUUAUUACGUUCGUAAGUUUGGGGCGCUCAAAUUCCGAGUAGGCCCUACGGGGAGUUGUCGAGACCUCGGCGCUCGGAUAGUUUUCUCCCGCGGGGUUUCGGCGCCAGCCCCUAGCGGCGCGACCUGCCGAAUGUGGAUUUGUGUGUUUUUUAAGUUGUAAAAAUUGUGCUCGUUCUGGUGGGUCCAAUAUCUCCUGGACAAAACAAAGCGUCAUGUUUAAAGCCAAGAUACUGGUGGUGGGUCCUGUAAAGAGCGGCAAGACGACCAUGGCGAACUUCUUAGGCGAUGCCACGGAGGCGGUGGGGGGUGAAUACAGCCCCACGCAGGGCGUGCGCAUCCUGGAGUUUGAGAGCGGCACGGUGGACGUGAGUGGGAGGGCGGUGACCUGUGAGGUGGAGCUGUGGGACUGCAGUGGAGACAUGAAGUUCGAGGCUUGCUGGCCGGCGCUGCAGAGGGACGUGAGCGGCGUGAUGCUGGUGUUCGAUGCGGAGCAGGCGAGCCACGCGCGCGAGCUGGAGGCGUGGCACACCGCCUUCGUCCUGCAGCCACGCCUGCAGGAAUCGCAGUGCCUGCUGGUCGCGCACCACAAGCCUGGCAGUGACGCCAGCCGCCCUUUGCCGGGCCUCGGGGUGGCCCUUUCCAAGCUCCCGCUGGUGAUAUCCGAUCUGGAGGAAGCACCGGAGAGCCUGAGUGAGGAGUUCCGUGCCUUCCUGGGGCGGCUCGUGAGCAGCAUGUCCGACAGCCGUGACCGGGAGGAGCUGUCUAUCGUGGGCUCGUGAAAAAAAAUCUACUAUAAUUUUCUUUGGCAAAACCAGCCCACCUCCCUCUUGAGUUGCCAAGCCAUCCAGAGGUACACAAAAACCCAGGACUAAUGGGAAGAAGAAUUUCAAAAAUAACUUGUUAAAUUCAUUGUCUUGAGUGGUGUAUUUUUUGCGCAGCUGACAAAAUCCGAGCCUUAUAAUGUCCCAGGAAGACGGAUAGAUCUCCCAGGACCAACUACCUCAAAAAGAGGUGCUGGGAAAAAUCAGGACAGGUGGAAACCCGACCCCCAACUGAGCACACACCUCUCAUUGGUACGGUCUACAACAGCAACUUUAAUUUGUAACGUAACCAACAUCGUCGAAAACGAGGUUACAUGACAAGGAUGGGAGGGAAUGGGACACUUGCUGGAAGAAAUACAUUGAAUAUCAGAAUUAAAUUAACACUAAUGUUAUGUUUUUGUGUUGACAAUGGGAGUGUGAAAUCUGAUUCAAAUGACACUACUGAGGCACUGUCAAAGGGCGUAUUUUUUAGUGUGUACUUUAAAAAAUGUGCUUUGGUGUCAUUUUCUCGAACAGAUCGAUCUAUUUGUCAUACGUACGUCAAGACAGUUUUGAUUUUUAGUGAUGACGUUCAUGAUCGCCGUUUUGUUUUGUCUUCUCGUUCAGAAUUAUAAAUAAAGAGAAAAUCUUUUUUUAA
Molecule: messenger RNA, 2142 nt
Organism: Petromyzon marinus (sea lamprey)
Lineage: Eukaryota; Metazoa; Chordata; Hyperoartia; Petromyzontiformes; Petromyzontidae
Gene: IFT22
Product: intraflagellar transport 22
Source: RefSeq, a predicted model, not a curated record